Eurytemora carolleeae is the source of this 2046-nucleotide messenger RNA. RefSeq names its product intraflagellar transport protein 27 homolog. The record is from RefSeq and is a predicted model, not a curated record. Bases 271 to 819 code for a protein of 182 amino acids. NCBI's taxonomy places the organism in Eukaryota, Metazoa, Arthropoda, Copepoda, Calanoida, Temoridae. Gene Ontology annotation, molecular function: GTPase activity; GTP binding. The transcript is spliced from 8 exons.
CUGAAGAUUUGGACGCUACGUUCUUUAGCAUGAGUCGUUUUAAACUAUUUUUUCCUUAAAGACGGAACAGAUAGAGGUAAGAUUAGUAGCUGUCAAAAGCGCUUAUUUUUCGCCGUUAGCCUGUACCCCCUUUCAUUUUUCGCGAACACUCCCUUUAAAUCAUUUUUCAUUUAUUAUUCUAUACUGUGUAGAGUCUUAUCUGUGUCUCAACCGCUCGCUCAACCAUCUUUUUGAGGAAAAAGAUCGAGUAUAGAUAAUCAAAAUUUAAAAAUGGGAAAGGUUGCAGUGGUAGGGGACUGGGGGGUUGGGAAAACCUCCAUAGUUCAACAAUUCAUAGCCAUGGGGGCAGGAUUUCCAAAGAACUACAGUAUGACCCUGGGAUGCGAACUGAGUACAAAACAAGUUAAUAUUCCUGAUCAAGAGGAAGCAGUAGAACUGCUCUUUAUAGAUUCAUCAGGAAGAGACAUGUAUGUAGAUUUACUGAAGACAGUGUGGGAGAAUAUUUCUAUGAUAAUGGUAGUUGUGGAUGUCACAAAAGAGGAAACUUACGGAAAAGCUCGACUAUUGAUUGAUCAUAUCAAGGAACUUAAUAAAGACAAAUCUCUAUCCGGUGUAGUGCUUGCAAAUAAAAUAGACCUAACAGAGAGAAGACAAGUACCAGCCAAGACUGGAGCCGAGUUAGCGUCUGGAUAUGGACUUCUUUAUUUUGAGUGCAGUGCUAAAAGUUAUCAAGGAAUAGAGGAACCAUGCUUCUACCUGGCUAAUGAGUGGCAUAAACUUCAUGCAGACACAGCUGACAGUUUAGCUAUAAUUGCGUAAACUUCAUGCAGACACAGUGACAGUCUAGCUAUAAUGUCGUAAACUUCAUGCAGACACAGCCAACCGUCUAGCUAUAAUUGUGUAAACUUCAUGCAGACACACCUGACAGUCUAGCUAUAAUUGCGUAAACUUCAUGCAGACACUGCUAACCGUCUAGAAAUUGCGUAAACUUCAUGCAGACACAACUGACUGUCUAGCUAUAAUUGUGUAAACUUCAUGCAGACACAGCUGACCAUAUAGCUAUAAUUGCGUAAACUUCAUGCAGACACAGCUCACUGUCUAGCUAUCAUUGCGUAAAUUUCAUGCAGACACAGCUGACUGUCUAGCAAUAAUUGCGUAAACUCCAUGUAGAUACAGCUGACCGUCUACCCAUCAUUGCAUAAACUUCAUGCAGACACAGCGAACCGUCCAGCAAUCUAUGUAUAAACUUCACGCAGACACAGCUGACUGUCUAGCCAUCAAUACAUAAACUUCACACAGGCACAGCUUACCAUCUAGCCAUCAUUGCAUAAACUUAACACAGACACAUCUGACACUCUAUCCAUUAUUGCAUAAACUUCAUGCAGACAAAUCAAACUGUCUUUACCAUCAUUACAUAAACUGCAUGCAGAUACAGCUAAAUGUCUAGCGAUCUAAUCUAAUCUAAUCAAAUCUAAUAAUUUAUUUUUCCGUUGAAAAUAUGACAGGUUGUGCAUAAAAAUUACAUAUCUAUAUGAUUAAUAUUUAUUAUCAACGGAAGGAAGCCAGCCAUAGCAGAGCUGUUUUCAGGUUGGUUUCCUGGCAGUUUACCGUGGUAUUUAUUAGAACUGAAUUGAUACGUCGUGGGACUGAGUUUGGAGAAGACGGAGGAACAGGGUCAGAUUUGCUUAAUUAACAUGUUAUAAAUUUGGUUCUUGAUUUGUGACAGUAAACAGAAAAAUGCAUAAACUGCAUGCAGAUACAGCUAACUGUCUAGCCAUCAUUGCAUAAACUUCACACAGAUACAGCUGACGCUCUAGCCAUCACUGCAUAAACUGCACACAGACACAGCUAACUGUCUAGCCAUUAUUGCAUAAACUAAUUGCAGAAACAUUUGACCGUCUAGUAAUCAUUGCAUAAACUUCACAAAGACACAGCUGACCGUCAAGCUAACAUUGCAUAAACUUAAUGAAGACACAGCUAGCUGAACGCUUUUAUUGAAAAACGUCAAACAGACUAAGCUAAGUCUAACAUUCAGCUAGCUAGCAC